Stomoxys calcitrans (stable fly) is the source of this 558-nucleotide messenger RNA. RefSeq lists its product as uncharacterized. The record is from RefSeq and is a predicted model, not a curated record. The coding region runs from base 1 to 558 and encodes 185 amino acids. NCBI's taxonomy places the organism in Eukaryota, Metazoa, Arthropoda, Insecta, Diptera, Muscidae. The transcript is spliced from 3 exons.
AUGUUUCGCGUCAAAACAUACGAAGAUCAAGCCUGCUUGCGCAGCAGUUCAGCCGGCAAGCGACCCUUUGAAGUGGUAGUCCAUAAUGUCACUUGUUCAACCUUUGAUAGCCUUGCGCCUCUAGUGUUAUGUGAUGUUAAUAAGUUGGCUACAAGUCGCUAUUCCAUAAACAUAUGGUUUAAAUUGUCGCGAACCGUACCUGCUCAUAUCAUUGUAAGAGGUAUUAUUGACGUUGGUGGAUUCGGACGCAAAACUGUCAGAUUUUUCGAUAUAAAAAUUAACGUUUGCGAUUUAUUGCAUUGGAGUUCAUCGUCUGUGUUUUUAGUUAGACAAGUUAUGGACAUAAUAAGAAGAAACGGAAAUCUUCCACUAUCGUGUCCAAUUGAAGCGGAUAAGAUGUACAACCUGACAAACUUAGUCAUAACAGAUGAGCUAUUUCCCAUGUAUACACCUGCUAUUCAUUUGAAUGUCACUGUGAAUUUCUAUGAUAAGGAAAAGCUUUUGGUCACAUAUCUGCUGCGGGGAUAUACCAUUCCAAGAAACAAAAGAAAAUUUUGA